Molecule: messenger RNA, 2812 nt
Organism: Colletotrichum navitas
Lineage: Eukaryota; Fungi; Ascomycota; Sordariomycetes; Glomerellales; Glomerellaceae
Product: RNA polymerase I-specific transcription initiation factor RRN3
Exons: 1
Coding region: 302-2374 (690 amino acids)
Biological process (GO): transcription initiation at RNA polymerase I promoter
Cellular component (GO): nucleus
Molecular function (GO): RNA polymerase I general transcription initiation factor activity; RNA polymerase I core binding
Source: RefSeq, a predicted model, not a curated record
CUCCCAGAAAAAAAGCAUCUGCAGCCUCAUUCCUAGGCAACCAACUGCCGCACAACGAAACAAUUCGGCCGGCCUACACAACCACGACUCCAACUCAAUUAGUUACUCGAGGGCAAGGACUUCCACUCGAGACCUAACUGACGCAAGAUAACGAGGCAUGCGGGAUAUGUUUCUGCACAUCCUCGCGUAACACAUCUAUCAGUCCAUGAGAAUAGCCAGACGCCCAGUCUCGAUCUGAAUUCCAACCCCCGCCGACAGAGUAGAGACCCGAGAGCCUUGACCAUCAGGCGCUACCAUUCCCAUGCGACCCUUCACCCCAAUUUCCAGACAUCGGUCUGGUCCGCCGCCGAGAACAGCAACGCCAGUAAAAAGCAUUCUGCGGCAAACGUCUACAGUCCUUGGCCGAAGGAAAGCCGAUGAACUUGACUUUGAUGCAGCCGACCCCCCUUCUAGCCCGACUAAGAGGCGGAAAGUCCUCAUCAACGAAAUGAACAACCGCGUCUUCGAGUUUGGCGGCGGCGAUUCCAUGGACGAGGUGAACUCGGAAGUCCGGAAAGCGCUGGAAGAGCACCUGAUGGGGGAGGAUGAAGAUUACGACGUCCUCAAGGAGAAAUUCACCAACGACAAGCGGCGAUACUUGCCGCCCGUCGCCGGAGAGGAGGAGGACACCCUCAAACCCCAUGAACUGAAAGGCUACGUGCUGGCACUGACCAGCUGCGUCCCGCUUUUAAAGAACAAGGCCUGCAAUGGCCUCGUGAGGGAAGUGCUGCAGGUCUCAUGGUUGGGCCGAGACGAGGAUUUCUUCAAAGUUUACAUCCAAUUUCUGGCCGCCCUGGUUAGCGCACAGGGAUCCUACCUGACGCAUGUGCUCUCUAUGAUCGUCGAGAAGUUCUCCCAGUCCAGGCAGUCUGAAUGGAGCGUCAGCGACUUCCCUCCUGUCAACCGUGUAACGAUGCGUGAGCGGCUGCACACCGGCCUGCAAUACAUCCUCCAAAUGUUCCCAGCCGCCACCCCAGUUCUCCGCAAUCUCCUCGAUACCAAGUUCCCCUUCGACGACGACCCUAAGAGAAUGUUUGUCGCCUACGUCAAUAAUCUUUUGAGGCUGAAAGAAUACGCGGGGGAGCUGGAUCUCGACAUUAUCGAUGUUCUGCUGUCGCGGCUGGUCAAGAUCGACGUGCAGAUGCAGACGGACCUUGACGACCUUGAUGAUGAUCUGACGGCAUCCGUUGCCUACGCGCUUGGAAAGUCCUUGGGCACCGGCUCGUGGGAGGGCGAUGAAGAUGCCGUGGACAAGGACAGCGACGAAGAGUCGGUCGAAAGCGAUGAUUCGGAUUUCGACGAUCAGGAAGAGAAGAUCCGCAUUGUUAAGGGCAACGUGGAAAAGCUGGACGCCAUUCUUGAUACAUUAUUCGACCACUAUACCCCGCUAUUCGAGAACCCCGACUCGGACAAGGCGUGGGAGCAAUACGCUUUGCUUGUGCAGUCUUUUGGAAAGAUCGUGCUGCCGACCUACAAGUCUCGUCAUACCCAAUUCCUGCUCUUCCACUUCGGCCAGAUGUCAGCCCGGCUGCGAGAUACCUUCGUCGGCAGUUUGAUGCACAUCUUUGGCUCGCAAAACCGGCCAAGCUUUGUUCGACAGGCAGCGGCGACCUACCUGGCUGGGUUCAUGGCGCGAGGCGCUCAUGUUCCGUCUGACCUGGUGCGGACCGUCUUUGCUCUUCUGCUCAAGCAGAUGCAGAUCUACCGCGUCAAGCACGAUCCCGACGCCAGAGGACCGGAUUUACGAAGGCACCAGAUCUACUAUGCUCAGGUUCAAGCCGCACUCUACAUGUUCUGCUUCCGCUGGCGCGACCUGAUUGUGUCUGCGCCCGAAUUCGUGGACCGCGACGACCCUGCGUCAUACCUGGGCCACGAGCUGGAGUGGAUGCAAGGGAUGAGAGAAGAAUUAUCGGCCAGCGUAUACUGCAAGAUGAACCCUCUCAAGAUCUGCGCACCCGCAAUCGUCGAGGAGUUUGCGACACUAGCGCACAAGCUUGGCCUAAUGUACAUCUUUCCUCGCGUGGAAGAAAACAAGCGGAUUAGACUGUCCCAGUUUGUGUCAGAUACAUAUGGUACAGGCGGUGCCCUCAGAGAUACAGGCUCUGGAGCCCAGGAUGAGGAGGCAUACCAGCUCGAUCCCUACUUCCCCUUCGAUCCCUACCAGCUGCCCGUGAGCAAGCGGUGGGUUCAGGAAGACUAUGUACACUACCAGGCUGUUCCAGGCCUCAACAUGACAGCGGAUAGCGACAGCGACGAGGACGACGAGGACAACAUCCCGGAGACGGAUGUCGAGGAAGACACCGCCACCGCCAGCGAGGACGAGGACGACGAAUGAAGGGUGGCAAUGGAGGAGGAACGGGUCAAAAUGCAUUAUCACGGCGUUGGACGGUCACCAAAAAAAAAAAGCGAAACCUGGGCCAAUUUGGCAUUGAGGAUAUGAUUCCCGCGAGGCGUUGGGCGUGACAAAGAAAAAAUUCAGAGCUAUGUUGGAAGGACGAAAUAUGAAAGUGGCGAUCAUGUCGAAGAAGCAACGUCCUAGUUCAGCCCCUUUCCCGAGGCUUUGAGAAGAUGUCACGAAAUAGCUGUCGUCGUAGCGAGGACGACCGUAUCUCGCAUUGCAGUAUGAAGAAACAAGGUCAUUCCUAACAGUUAUGUAUGCCCCGACGCGACGCGCGUUAGCGUUAUUCAGCCGAGCCUCGAUUCCGUGCUUGUCAAUAUUAUGCCGGUGGCAGCUCUCUUUUAAAAUAUCUGAAUAGAGACGGAAUGGAUGGAU